UACACCUGCCUUCAAGCAUGACAGCACAUAGCCCAACUUGGGGGUCACCCGACACCCUGGUGGGCAGCACCCCAGCUUCGUCAGGCCCAACCCCAAGGGGAAUGCAAGGACAGCAUGGAAAGUACUCAGCAGAGUGUGGGAACCUGGCCGGCGUCCGGCACAUCAUCCUCAUCCUCUCGGGAAAGGGGGGCGUUGGGAAAAGCACCAUCUCCACGGAGCUGGCUCUGGCUCUGCGCCAUGCAGGCAAGAAGGUAGGCAUCCUCGACGUGGACCUAUGUGGCCCCAGCAUUCCCCGCAUGCUCCAAGUGCAGGGCAGGGCUGUGCACCAGUGCGACAGCGGCUGGGUGCCCGUCUUUGUGGACCAGGAGCAGAGCAUCGCCCUCAUGUCUGUGGGCUUUCUGCUGGAGAAGCCGGAUGAGGCCGUGGUGUGGAGAGGCCCCAAGAAGAACGCACUGAUAAAGCAGUUUGUGUCUGACGUGGCCUGGGGGGAACUGGACUACCUGGUUGUGGACACACCCCCGGGGACCUCUGACGAGCACAUCGCUACCCUCGAAGCCCUGCGUCCCUACAAGCCCCUGGGGGCCCUCGUGGUCACCACGCCGCAGGCAGUGUCCGUGGGGGACGUGCGGCGGGAGCUGACCUUCUGCAGGAAGACAGGGCUGCAGGUGAUGGGGGUCGUGGAAAACAUGAGCAGCUUUGUCUGCCCACACUGCGCGGAGUGCACCAACGUCUUCUCCAGGGGCGGCGGGGAGGAGCUGGCCAGACACGCCGGGGUUCCCUUUUUAGGCUCUGUGCCCCUGGACCCCGAGCUCACAAGAAGCCUAGAGGAGGGGCGCGACUUCAUCCAGGAGUUCCCCAAGAGCCCUGCCUUUCCUGCGCUCAUCUCCAUAACCCAGAAGAUUCUGGACAGGGCGCUGGCUCAGCUUUCUUGACUGAGGCGGCCCCUGCUCCUGACACUGAGAGGCGCUUACCGAGUGCAGGUCCGGGGAAGCCUACAGGUGCUGGCCCGGGGCCCUGGAUGUGCAGAUACCUCUCCGCCCGGCCCUGGGAGCUGUUGCCAGGGUUCCAGCGGCAGCUGGGGCUGAGGACAGCCAUGGCCUGGGUGUGGCCUUGAGACAGCAGUGGUCUAGGCCCUGCACAGGCUUCUUCCCAGCUCUGGUUACAAUCGAGCUUCACAUCUGUGCCCCAGACACUGGCUGCUCCUUACAGCUGAGUGUCCACACCGCUCACAGGGCUCACUCAACAUCAGCUGUCCUCAGGGGACCCAGGACUCCCAUCCCCCGAGAAUUGAUGAAUCACGUGUUGAGGGAGGAAAGCCUCCUGUGAGGUGCUGGACUGCCCCCAGGCAUGUCUUGUAACUUUAGAGGAAGCUACCAUUAAAUUUGUCCCACCACAGUG
Galeopterus variegatus (Sunda flying lemur) is the source of this 1398-nucleotide messenger RNA. RefSeq names its product nucleotide binding protein 2 (gene NUBP2). Gene Ontology annotation, molecular function: ATP binding; 4 iron, 4 sulfur cluster binding; ATP-dependent FeS chaperone activity. Bases 18 to 932 code for a protein of 304 amino acids. Gene Ontology annotation, biological process: iron-sulfur cluster assembly. The record is from RefSeq and is a predicted model, not a curated record. The transcript is spliced from 7 exons. Gene Ontology annotation, cellular component: cytosol. Lineage: Eukaryota; Metazoa; Chordata; Mammalia; Dermoptera; Cynocephalidae.